This is a messenger RNA of Ramaria rubella, 1743 nucleotides long. NCBI's taxonomy places the organism in Eukaryota, Fungi, Basidiomycota, Agaricomycetes, Gomphales, Gomphaceae. The record is from the annotation of a GenBank genome assembly.
UCACUGGGUGGAUAUACCCAGCCAAAUCCAAAUGUACGUUGCAUUUACCAUCCUGCCGUUCACAUCAUUCGCGACGAGUAGAUCGCUCAUUCACCCUUGCAGCCAUGUCCGUCGACGCCAGCACAUCUGCUUCCGUUCAGGAGACACAAGAGGAUACUACACCAGCGUGGACGGAGCCGCCUUGGACCGGAUGGAUUGAAACAACGGGAGAUGCGCUGCUCAUCCUCGAGGCUGCUCGACGUGGUAUGAUACCCCGCGUGACACGUCGUCUCGUGGACUCGGAGCGUCGCAUGAUCACCUCCGGGUCCGUGUUCGUCUUUGAUGAGGACGAGAGUGGCAUCAAACGCUGGACAGAUGGGUUCUUCUGGAGCCCGAGUCGAAUUCUGGGGAAUUUUUUACUCUACCGAGAGACAGACAAGAAGUCGAACAUUCGAGGGGCGCAGCGUUCGCAGGCUCCAACGAGUACCACUCCGUCCAUCCUCGUCAACGAAGCAAGUCAUACCAUCGGUCUCCGCAACGACACGUCGACACUUUCUCGACCAAAGAAUAUCGACCCGGGCGAUGUUGAUCGCGCCCGUGAAAGAUCGCUAUUCGGCAGUCUCACCAACAACAAGAAAUUCAAGUCUCAAGGAAUGAUGAAGAAGACAUUUUCUCUCUCGAUCGGUGGCGUUGCUCAGCACCUCAUAUCGUACUACAAAGUCGAAGAUGUGGAACAAGGUCGCCUGCGUACACCGUCAUCUCUCCCAGAACUAGCCGCCUUGGAAAUCAGUUCAGAAUACCUCGACAAGACACACUUCCGCGUCCCGCCACGUGUCGAAUACGACUCAGAUGGUGUUCCUCGAUACAGAGGCGAAGCAGACGAACCCGAGUCUCCCACUCUCGGGCUUAGCGACCUCCCUCCAGUCCCGGCUCUUGAAGGCACACCUGCCCCAGCUCCAUCAAAGCCGAAACGCUCCCAGAAGCGAUACGACCCCUACGGAGAGGGCCCCUCCAAGCCACGUCGUAAGCGAAUGCAAGACCCCCAGAACGACCUAACCCAAUCGCAAGACACUUCCCUUCCCAGCCCAUCGUCCCCUUCAUCCUCGCACGCAGGAUAUGACGCUACCAGUUAUUUCCAAGCAUAUGCCAACGCAUCAGCACAAGGGGGCUACUACCCUCUUCCGACCGGCUACUAUGCUGCUCCCGCUCCAUCAGGCCAGGCUAUACCCUACGCCAUAUACUCACCGUCAGGCUCGGAGACCCAACCCACAUACCCGCCUUCCGCCACAUUUUACCCACAACCGUUGCCAGGGGCCAUUUAUGCGCAGACGGGUCCAGGCCCCACACCUGCUGCACCGAUGGGAAUGCCGUACUAUCCGUCUGUAGCGACUGGCUGGCGUCCCACCGGCGGAACGAGCAUCGACAAGACAGACGAGAGCGGCCAGAAGCCCGCUGGUGACGAUGAUACCCACGAUGGGAUUACUGCCCAGGCGUAAUGUGAUGACGGGCCUUGUAGCGUGUAGUUGGUAAAGAUAUUAGUUCGCGAUUGGGGUAAUGUGGGGUGUCUUGAUUUCGAAGGCGUAAUGCUAAUAUUGGAUAUUGAUUGUUGACUUUUGAAACUGUACUGCCAAUGGUUUUUAUUGAAUCGUGGUUCUUGUUUUGUUUUACUGUUUCAUACUUAGCAUCUUGUAUUAUCUUUGUAUGUAACCUAGCUAUCUGGAUUGUACAUUUGUUUUAUCAAGUAUACGCCUUUUUUUUUCAUAC